AUGAUCUUAUACUCCGAGUAUGAUUCUCGGAAAUCAUUCAAUAGAAUUAAUAAACCCGAGACCAGUCUUUUAUUCAGCCAAGAGAAUAGUUCUUCUCAUGAAUUAGGGUCCGGUGGUGGAGAAGGAGAAGUUGGUGAUAGUAGUGGAAUGGAAGGUGUUCAUGAAGUAAGAUUGGCAUGGCGUCAUAUACGUCAUUCGUUAUCGAAGACAUGUCCCGAUCUUUUACAAACAUUACAGGGAAAGUGUACAGAUAACGAUUUGGAGGAGUUCCAGAAGGAUUUAAAUAUCAAAUUACCUCCCUGUGUUAUAGAAUUCUACAAGUUAACUGAUGGACAACUGAAUUUUGGAGUUGAUAAUAUGAUUUAUGGUUUAUUAUUUGGACUUAAACUUUUGUCAUUAGAUGAGAUCUUGGUUCAAACAGAGACUUGGAGGAAAGUAGCCAAAGUUGUGAAUCAACUGUUUGCUGCUGACUCCAAGUUAUCUAAAUUAUCUUCAACUCAUACCUUUCAAUCAGCCCUGAAUAAAAAACUUAGUGGUUCUACAGAUUUAUUAAUUUCCUAUAAUGAGUCAAGAGCUACAACUCCUGGAUCUUCUAAAUCAAUGGAAGAAGUCGAGACUGGUCAAGGUUUAGGUCAACAAUCUAUUCUGUUAGUUGAUUUCAGUAAGCUUCCCAAACAGUAUUCUGUUCCUCUUGGAGCUAUUCAUCAAAGUUUUGCACAUCCCCAAUGGAUCCCAAUGAUUUCUGAUGAUGUAGGGAACUAUAUAGGUAUUGAUUUAUCCCCACCUCCUAAUGGUCCUGGAAAUUGGGGUCAGGUGAUAUUAUUUGGUAGAGAAUUUGACACCAAGUUCAAAGUAGCUAACAAUUGGGGUGAUUUCUUGUUAAUCUUUGCUAAUGAUUUGGAAAUAGGAAAUUAUGAUUUGAAACGUCCUGAGAAAUCGGUAGAUCUGGAUAUGAUUGUGGGUCAAGAAGGAGAUUUGGUAUUUGUGGAUAAACAACACAACAAUAGUAUUGAAAUACCUUAUUUGGAAGCGUUGAAGGAACGAAGUAUAAAUAAUUGGAUCAAGAGUUUAAAAAAAGUUGAAGAACUCGAUGAUGAUUCCAAGAAUUUACUUGCAAACCUACAAUCAAAAAAGAGAAACUAUGAUUCUUUGAAGAGUCUUAAUUUGCAUUCUAUUGAUACAGAAAUUGAAAAAAAUUUAUCAUCAAUUGAUGGAAUGAAUACUCCUUUGAAUUCUGGUUCCUUAGACAUUCGUCGUGCAACAAGAAUAAGUAAUGCUACGGAACGAACGAGUACUGGUGAUGAUACCACCCUAGUAACCAGUAAAGGGUCACCCAAGUUGGAGUAUUCCAAGUCCCUGACUAUUGGAAUAACGUAUAACGACAUUGCACAUGAUGAAGACGAUGAAGAUGAUGAUGAUGAUGAUGAUGAUGAUGAUGACUAG
Messenger RNA from Lizanozyma spartinae, 1443 nucleotides. RefSeq names its product Smi1bp (gene SMI1B). Lineage: Eukaryota; Fungi; Ascomycota; Pichiomycetes; Serinales; Debaryomycetaceae. Gene Ontology annotation, biological process: regulation of fungal-type cell wall biogenesis. The transcript is spliced from 2 exons. The record is from RefSeq and is a predicted model, not a curated record. The coding region runs from base 1 to 1443 and encodes 480 amino acids. Gene Ontology annotation, cellular component: mating projection tip.